GCGAGGGGGCUCGUUGGCGCCGGCGCCGCCUCGUGCCGCCCGCGGCGCCGGCAGGGGAAGGGGCAGGAAGGGGCGCGAUGCUGGCCGACAGCCUGGUGGAGGAGUUCGAGAUCCGCGAGGAUGAGCCCUGGUACGACCAGCAGGACCUGCAGCAAGACCUCCACCUCGCUGCUGAGCUUGGGAAGACGCUACUGGAUCGUAACACUGAGCUAGAGGAAUCUUUACAGCAAAUGUAUGCAACGAAUCAAGAGCAACUGCAGGAGAUAGAGUACCUCACAAAGCAAGUUGAGCUCUUGCGUCAGAUGAAUGAUCAGCAUGCAAAGGUAUAUGAACAGCUGGAUGUUACAGCAAGAGAGCUGGAGGACACGAAUCAAAAACUAGUUGCAGAGAGCAGAGCAUCGCAACAAAAGAUACUAAGCUUGACAGAGACUAUUGAAAGUCUGCAAACACACAUAGAUGACCUGCAAAGACAAGUAGACGAACUGAAGAAGUCUGGACGAGGCCGGAUAAGCCAUGAGAGAUCUGACCAGCCAAGAUCAAUGCAUAGUUUCUCAUGUUUGAAGGAGCUGUAUGACCUUCGCCAGUAUUUCGUUUAUGAUCAUGUGUUUGCAGAAAAAAUUACUUCAAUGGAUAAUCAGCUAAGCCCCCUAGAAGAAGAAAAUGAGAACUUAAAAAAGGCAGUGACAGUUUUGCAAGCCCAACUUAACCUAGAAAAAGAGAAGAGAGUAACAAUGGAAGAGGAGUACAGUCUCAUGGUAAAAGAAAACUGUGACCUUGAACAGAGGCUAGUUGACAUAGACUUAUAUCGGGCUCGUGCAGAGGAGCUGGAAGUGGAAGUCACUGAAAUGCGACAAAUGCUUCAGUCUGAAAACACAUUCCACAAUGCAGAGAAAUUGGUGCCAGAAUCUUUUUUUAUUUCUUUCAAAGAACCCUUAGAAAGGGAGCUUGAUCAGAGCCCUGCAGAUGAUGGACUUCUGACUGUCUCAGAGCUUGACAAGAAGGCCCUGAAAAGAAGCAACAGUGAAACCUUCCUAAGCAGUGCUGCAGGGGGAGACAUUCUAAGGGGCCAUGAAGAAACAUGCAUCAGGAGAGCUGAAGCUGUGAAGCAGCGAGGAAUCUCUGUACUUAAUGAAGUUGAUGCCCAGUAUAAUGCUCUAAAGGUGAAGUAUGAGGAACUUUUGAAGAAGUGUCAGAUGGAUGAAGAGUCUGUGAAACACAAAGCUGUACAAACAUUGAAGCAGUAUUCCAAAGACCUUAAUGUGGGGAAUACCCCGUAUGAUCUUUCAGCUAGCAAUCAAGAGUUUACAAAUGUGGAACUGUGUGACUCUCCCACAAAUACUCUUCCUGAAUAUAAAGCACUCUUCAAGGAAAUCUUUAGCUGUAUCAAAAAGACAAAGGAAGAAAUCGAUGAACACAGAGCUAAGUACAAGUCUCUCUCUUCUCAGCCUUAAAUUGUAUGUGCUGAUGACCUAUUCUCUGUAGAUGAGUAAUCUGUUAGCAAAAAGGGGAGAAGAAAACUUCACGAAUGUCAGAAGCCCCCUUAUAUUGAUGUAUCUUUGAAGACUCAAAGUGAAUGUUUUGGAUUGGCUUGUAAAUUUGUAGUUAACAAGUUUGUUAGUUAUGGGCUAGUCUCUCUGUACCUAUGUAGCAGUAGAUUUAAUGUUUAGUAUAAUCCACAAGCUAAAGAUUGUAAAGCAAACAAACAUCAUAGCUUUAUUUUCAUACUAGACUUAAUCUUUGGCCAGAGCAGUAAUUGAUAAUAUAUCUUAGUCCACUUCAAAAAUAACAGAUCUAAGCAAUCUGCACUGUUCCUUUCACAAGAAACUGGACUAAAGCUUUGGGUCACAGGUAAUGCCCUGUUAAAUAUGUUGGUGUAGAAAAUAAACAAUAAUGGAACCCCAGAACACUCUUAUGGGCAGCCUCUCCUUAAUUUUUGAGUAUGAAGUUAGCAGUCUAAGUCUAGCUGAGCUUGCUUUGGCAGGGAGGUCAAGAGCUGGCAGAGCACCUUGUACUGUGCUUAGUUUAAGCUAAUACCGCAUUCACAUGCACUAAGCUCUCCCACAUUAUUAUAAAUGUCUUUCUACUUAAAAAAAAAAAAAAAAAAAAAAAAAAAAAAAAAAGAAUAUGAUGAAGUUUGUGCGAUUCUUUUGUAUGGUUUAUUUAGGACACUUUGUCUUAAAGCAAGAUACUGUGAAUUGAUGUUUGUUACCUAGGACUUACUGUUCUUUCUUUCUUUCUUUUUUUUGGUGGUAUACCUGCAAAGUGCAUCUGUGUUUUUGUGUAUUUGGUAAGAUAGAAAGUUGGAAUUUAGCUAUUUAACUCUAGCAGUAGCAUUAACAUAGUGGAAUAGCUUUUUAGCUUACGUACUGCAAACUCCAAGUUCUUCAAGGUGACAGGCCAGGUAAAACCUUAAUAUAUGGUUUUGUCUGUUGCUUCCAGCUUGAGAUUUUGUAGACCUGUCCCAUGCUGUUGGGGGAAGGAGAGGUUGAGAUAACUCUGCCAGAACAUAUCCUACUGAAAACAGGGGACCAGCUCUCUUCCUUCUCUAUUCCCUAAAAAUAUCUUGUAGGAAUUCAAAUUCUGCAAAACAGAGUAUGGAGAAGUAGCUUCUUUUAAAAAUGGCUUCAAAAAUGGAAAAUAAGGGUUAAGAGAUCAAGGAGGAAAAAGGCUCUCUGAAAGGUGACAGCCUUCUUAUAAUGGGUCUCAUAAUUUUGUCAGCUGUUUAUGGAAAGCAACUUAAUGCCUGUCUGUUUGAGUUGCUGCAAUGUACUACACAGUGUUGAUAACUUCUUAGCUUUAGUUCAACUGCUGCUGUUACAGUCUAGUCUUGUCUGCCUUAUGUACACUGUUAAGCUUUUGUAUAGUUGUCCUUCAGUUGCAGUAUUAAGACUUCACAUUGUGAGAAUUUACCAAAACAUGUACUGAAUUCUAAAAACUAUUUAAAAGGGGGAAUCUGAGUUUUGUGAAUAUUUUUUUUUCUAAGCAAAUAAAUAAUCCAGUCAAACUACAUGUGUAAGCUACUAAUCAUGCAAUACCUAUGCAGAUCAGGAAACAGUAGACUUGGUGCAGAUAGCACCUUCAUUAUCUAGCGUUGCCAUCUUUCCCAGAUAGCUCAGAUGGAGUUCCCAUUAAAUUUGUAUUUAAGAAGUUACACUAAAUGGCAAAGGAUAGGCAUAUCUGGGGUAGAAAGCCAAAGGAAACUAAUUACUAUUUCAUUGGUGGGGUGUUUGUCACUACAGUUUGGGAUGUUUUUUUUUUAAGGAGUUGUUCCUCUGCCACCAGGUUAACUAUAUAGUCACUGAAUCCUCAUCACCUGCAGCUGGAGGCCUGCCCCAAUUCAGAUACUAGAGAGCAGAAACCCUAACUGAAAGCUGCAAUACUGCUAGUUACCAACUAUUUACCAAAUUUAGGAGGACAGAGAUCUAAGCCUGUUGUACCAGAAGAUAUAUGAACAGAAUUAAGAAUUGAUGAUUAAAUGCUUGAUCUUCAAUGGCUUAUUACCGCUGGCUAAUUUGCUGCAUUUUUGUGUACAGCUUUAAAUCGAUUCAAAAUGUUUUCAGAUCUCCCUAGAACCACUUGAUUCUCCUGUAAUGUAACUUGCCCUCAGCCACUUGUGCUACUGCUAAGCUCUGGCUGUGCUUUAGUGUACGAAACACUUAACUGUACAUCUCGUGCAAUAAAAAAAAAAAAAACCCAAGGCUUAGUUCCUCUCUUAAAACUUCUCUGACUGUGGCUUUGCCAGGUGCACAGCUAUAGGGAAUACUCUGGCAUCACAGUUGUGCUGGGCAAGUCCCAGCCAUGGGUGCAUAGAGCAAACCAUGACGAAGGCAGCAAAAGCUGCCUGAACCCCCCCCACCCUUAUGCUGCAAUAGAGCAUUAGUGACUAGUGAACACACUGACAUAAGUUAGAGGUUUAGCUGUUUAAACACCAAGUACAUCUUACUUAAUAUUUUACCUUUCUGUGAAAGUACAGCAACAAAUCUGUUUUCCUGCACAGCCUCUCUCUAUAUAUACUGUAACAAUAAUAUCAUUUUUCCUCAGGGGGUACCAAAGCACUUAAACUCAUACAUCACAGCUAUCACCUUAUUUUUUUCCUUUAUAUUACUUGGAAACCAAACUAGAGAGUUAAAAGUCCCUGGCUGAGAUGGCAGAGCCCAGCUCCACACAGGGUUUAGAAUGCAAAUACAAGUUGUUACCUGGCUUAACUACUUUAGUUCCCUUAUUUCAGUCCACAACUCCAUUCAGCCUUUUCUGAAAAGAAUUAGAUGAAAUCAGUAGAAUCUCCUUUAGCUCCUCUCAUACAAUUGAAAAUUUAACCAAACAAAAACCAUGAACUGUGGAAUAGCCAUGUUCUACAAUUCUUACAAUAAAUGAUUCCUUAUCAUAUUAUAACUGAAUUCAAUGAUAGACUUCUCAGAAAAAGAUCAGUUACUGUACUUUGUGCAACAAGCCCUUAUCUGGAUAGCCAACUCUAGGCAACCCUAAAGAAUAUGAUGCAAGCAGAAUAAUUUAAAGCAAUUUAAGAGGUGGCUUAUUAUAUACCUUUGCUAGAACUUUCCUGAGCUCUCCUUCCUUUACAAGCCUCCCAAGUUACUGAAGGAGUUAGGGUAGCUUUCAGGUCUUCACAGACAAAUACAAGAGGGCUAGAGGAAGAUGUCACAGUUGACCUUCAAGAUAAAAUUUUAUUUUAAAAGAAUUACACAAAAUAUAGGUUUUACAUUGGUGUUAAGUGUGAUAACUACAGCUGGAUGCCUUCCAGGCCAUGCGUUGUUACUUACCUUGUUGUAUCUGCAUGCAGUAAUGCAAAAUACCCCUCAAAACCAACCUGCACCAGUAAAAAGAAGCCAGUAGUUGUUCCACAUCUGUUUCAAACAUAAUUACUUUUUGUUAUAACUCAUUUCACAAACAACAGCUGAGAACAUUUGCUCUGUGGUACAAAGUUUAAAUACAGCAGUAUUAGUUUCCUUCACCCACCCAUCCCUUGGCCUGACAUCUUCAUGAACAUCACUAUUUCUUCUUUAUAAAAGUUGGGUACAAGGGCUAUUGUAACACUCAGACUAAGGUAUGAGCAUCUAGAUAUUUAACAAAGACUGGGAUGUUUGUAAACAAUUUUAAUUUAUUGGCAUUACUUACAAAAUAAAAUAUUAACCAUGA
This is a messenger RNA of Rhea pennata, 5154 nucleotides long. It is a transcript of the gene CDR2, whose product is annotated as cerebellar degeneration related protein 2. The record is from RefSeq and is a predicted model, not a curated record. The coding region runs from base 78 to 1451 and encodes 457 amino acids. Lineage: Eukaryota; Metazoa; Chordata; Aves; Rheiformes; Rheidae. The transcript has 5 exons.